AUGUCUAGCAAACCCAACCUUACGCUGGCGAAUGUGCUCGCCAUGCCCGUCGCUCAAGCAGAACGCGAACAGGAAAAGCCAGCAACGGUACUUGCCAAAAAUCGCUGCUCCAUGCUUUUCACGACUACUGAUCCCGCCGUUGGCUCGUCUAGUGGUCAGCACGAGCCUUCUACGAAGCUCCCUAUGUGCAUCGGCGAUGUCAUUCGCAGCAACCUUGACGUCGAGGAUCUACUGAACGUCCGCCUCGUCAACAAGGACAUGAAGGCUUGGAUUGAGGGUGACGACUUUGAGUUUACGGCCAAAGCCUUCAACACCUUGCACAUGAACCGUCGCCUCUGGAACAGCGUCGAAGAGCAGCUAGCCAUCAGUGCGCUCCAAAAUGUCGCUUGCUUCUGCAACCACUUUUACAUUCAUUUAGACAACAUGCUUGAUCCGAUGCUCCCGAUGGUCCACGAGGGAGUCUCCGUCUUCGACCCCAAGAAGAAAUCCAUCUGGAUGCAAGUCUUCGCUGCUCUCGGAUCCAUUCUCACGCUCUCAAUCUCCGCGCCUGGCCAGCCUGACUGGCAUAAGUUUGGCUCAGGAGAGUCGAUCCUUGAAUCCAUCCGCGUCGCUCUGGAGAAUAACCUGCCUGCCGGACUGCAUGAUGUCACGCUGUCUCCGAUCAACGCUACCGGUCUGCUGCACUUCCGCUGGCGUGGGGCUGCUUUCAAGGAAACCACCUGGCUAGCUGAGGCAUUCUGGCGUAGUCUCACGACCCUCACCCUUGACCUUUACAAUCCUCUACCCGAUUACAACAGGUGCAACCAGAAGGACUUCAUCAAGACUCUACACGACUACCUCGACAGCUUCUCUCGCUCUCUGAAGGUCAUCCGCUUCUCUUGGAUCGGACCUGCGGGACCCAACCCUCUGCUGCUCGAUAUCCGCUACGGCGGCCACAACUUCAGCUCUCCGGCGAUCGUGUGGACCGCGCUUGUCGAGGCUCACCUCAAGAACGUCUUUGCCCAUGAUGGAGACCUGGUAGCUCUGAGAAAGGAUCGCUGUCCUCGUCUCGAGAACUUCAAGCUGACGGAUGAAGAGACGGUGAACAAUCAUGAGACGGUCGUCUGGGAGGAGGACAAGGAGAGCGAUGGCGGACUGGAGCACGUGAACUCCAAUGAGAUCAGCCCUCUCCCCUUUCCCUUUUCUUUGAAAUAG
Lasiodiplodia theobromae is the source of this 1194-nucleotide messenger RNA. RefSeq lists its product as uncharacterized. The record is from RefSeq and is a predicted model, not a curated record. Lineage: Eukaryota; Fungi; Ascomycota; Dothideomycetes; Botryosphaeriales; Botryosphaeriaceae. Bases 1 to 1194 code for a protein of 397 amino acids. The transcript has a single exon.